CGUGGACAUGAUUUACUACAUGUGCACUUCCUCGAGGCUAGCUGGUGAAACUGAUGCUAUUCUGAGCUAGCUAGAAGCCUCCCCUGCUAAGAUUUGGCUGGCUGUGACCAUGAUGGCAACCCCUACAUUUGAGGAAAGCAGUGAGAGUAUGUCAGAGGAUGGCAUUGGCGACCAGAAGUUCUACAGUGAUGCUGCGAAGUAUUGGGAGGCUGUCCCGUCCACUGUGAACGGAGUGAUGGGUGGUCUCGGUCGCAUCUCCUCCACUGACGUUGCUGGCUCAAGAAAGUUUUUGUUGCCAUUCAUACAGGGCGAAGGUGCUACAGUCUCUCCCAAUAGAGCGCUGGACUGUGGGGCAGGUAUUGGGAGGAUAUCCAAACGACUGCUAGUACCACUCUUUGCACAGGUAGACCUAGUGGAGCAGAACCCGGCUUUUCUAGAGCAGGCAAAGACCUACCUGGGAGACCGAGCUGGCAAGAUUGGUGCCUAUUACCCAGUGGGGCUGCAAGGCUUCACUCCACAGGAGGAUCACUACGAUGUCAUUUGGAACCAGUGGGUACUCAGUCACCUCACAGAUGACGACCUAGUGUCCUACUUUCAGCGAUGCUCUCAAGGGCUUACUCCAGAUCGGGGGCUGAUUAUUGCCAAGGAGAACAUAGCAUCUGAUGAUGAGGAUGUCCCUGAUGAAGACGACUCGUCAGUGACACGCUGCAGGGAGUCCUUCCUGCGUGUGUUUGAGAGGUCGGGGCUCAGUGUUGUCAGAGAGAUGGACCAGGAAGGGUUUCCCCCUGAGCUGUUUAAAGUUACAAUGUUUGCCCUGAGGUGAUCAUAAUAGGUGAACUCUAUAACCCCUUCAAUUCCAUCAUGCAAGUUCAAGCUGCAUGUGCAUGGAUACAUUGUACCUUUUCUUUUUUGUACAAUUUGCAAUUCAAUUUUUAUACAUGUACUGAUUGUAAUUCUCACUUAAAAUUUCUGAACAAUAAAUAAGCAUAACGACAGCUAGCUAUUGAUUAGUUUGUUUUGUGCUUAGUUCUUUUUGACUUUAGUUUGCUCAUUUUCUCUGAGAAAUAGUCUGAGACUGAUUGA
Molecule: messenger RNA, 1083 nt
Organism: Halichondria panicea
Lineage: Eukaryota; Metazoa; Porifera; Demospongiae; Suberitida; Halichondriidae
Product: N-terminal Xaa-Pro-Lys N-methyltransferase 1-like
Exons: 6
Coding region: 110-823 (237 amino acids)
Biological process (GO): N-terminal protein amino acid methylation
Cellular component (GO): cytoplasm
Molecular function (GO): N-terminal protein N-methyltransferase activity
Source: RefSeq, a predicted model, not a curated record